CUCUGCGCGGAUCGCGCGUCCCCUGCCUGACCGCGGACCCCCGCGCACCCCCGACACGGCGCGCGCUCAGAGCGCGGGAGCCCGGGGCUCCGGGCGCCUGGGAUCCCGCGGAGCCGCUGCCCAGCCCGCGGGGCUCGGCAGGGAUGCAGUCUGCGCUGUGAGCSCAGGCGCAAAGGCCAUGUCCGGCACCCGCUGCCGGACCCUUUACCCCUUCUCCGGGGAGCGGCAUGGCCAGGGGCUCCGCUUCGCCGCGGGCGAGCUUAUCACGCUGCUGCAAGUCCCGGACGGAGGCUGGUGGGAAGGCGAGAAGGAGGACGGGCUCCGCGGCUGGUUCCCGGCAAGCUACGUGCAGUUGCUGGAGAAGCCUGGAAUGGUCCCCCCUCCGCCCGGAGAGGAAAGCCAGACGGUUGUCCUUCCACCUGGCUGGCAGAGCUACUUGUCCCCUCAGGGCCGGCGUUACUAUGUCAACACGACCACCAAUGAGACCACCUGGGAACGUCCCAGCAGUUCUCCUGGGAUUCCAGCCAGCCCUGGCCCUCACAGGAGCCCUCUGCCUCCAACAGUGAAUGGAUACCACGCAUCAGGGACCCCAGCGCACCCUCCAGAGACUGCCCACAUGAGUCUCCGAAAAUCCACCGGUGAUUCCCAGAACCUGGGAUCCUUGUCACCAGGCAAAAAGCAGAGCAAGGAAAACACCAUCACAAUAAAUUGCGUGACAUUCCCUCACCCAGACACCAUGCCUGAACAGCAACUGCUAAAGCCAACCGAGUGGAGCUACUGUGACUACUUUUGGGCUGAUAAGAAGGAUCCCCAAGGCAAUGGCACGGUGGCUGGGUUCGAACUGCUGCUCCAAAAGCAACUGAAGGGCAAACAAAUGCAGAAAGAAAUGUCUGAAUUCGUCCGAGAGAGGAUAAAGAUUGAAGAGGAAUAUGCAAAGAACUUGGCUAAGCUCUCUCAGAACUCCUUGGCUGCACAGGAGGAAGGCUCCUUGGGAGAAGCCUGGGCCCAGGUGAAGAAGAGUCUGGCAGAUGAAGCAGAGGUUCAUCUCAAGUUCUCGGCCAAGCUUCACAGCGAGGUGGAGAAGCCCCUGAUGAACUUUCGUGAGAACUUCAAGAAAGACAUGAAAAAGUGUGACCACCAUAUCGCUGACCUCCGCAAGCAGCUCGCCAGCCGCUACGCGUCGGUGGAGAAGGCCCGGAAAGCCCUCACAGAGCGSCAGAGAGACCUGGAGAUGAAGACUCAGCAGCUGGAGAUCAAGCUGAGCAACAAGACAGAGGAGGACAUCAAGAAGGCACGGAGAAAGUCCACACAGGCUGGUGAUGACCUCAUGCGCUGUGUGGACCUCUACAACCAGGCCCAGUCCAAAUGGUUUGAAGAGAUGGUGACCACCACUUUGGAGCUGGAGCGGCUGGAGGUGGAGAGGGUGGAGAUGAUCCGGCAACAUCUGUGUCAGUACACUCAGCUGCGGCAUGAGACAGACAUGUUCAACCAAAGCACAGUCGAGCCUGUGGACCAACUGCUUCGGAAAGUGGACCCGGCCAAAGACAGAGAGCUGUGGGUCAGAGAGCACAAAACGGGCAACAUUCGCCCCGUGGACAUGGAGAUCUAGACACGCCUGUGCGGCCCCGGGGGGUCCUGCCCAGGAGAGGGGCUGGGGGUCCCGUGGAGAGGGGGUGGUGGCUCCCGCUCGGUGAAGCU
This is a messenger RNA of Urocitellus parryii (Arctic ground squirrel), 1698 nucleotides long. It is a transcript of the gene Gas7, whose product is annotated as growth arrest specific 7. Gene Ontology annotation, cellular component: cytoplasm; clathrin-coated vesicle; plasma membrane. Gene Ontology annotation, molecular function: protein binding. Gene Ontology annotation, biological process: neuron projection morphogenesis; clathrin coat assembly; clathrin-dependent endocytosis. The record is from RefSeq and is a predicted model, not a curated record. NCBI's taxonomy places the organism in Eukaryota, Metazoa, Chordata, Mammalia, Rodentia, Sciuridae.